AUGGGAGUGUUGGACGAACUGGCCACCACGCAGGACAGCGGCUUUGGGUGCGCCAUAACGAACCGCUUCGAUCGGCUUCUGGAUGACGAGGCCGACCCGUUUGACCUCCUUCGUGAGGCCCAGGCGGAGAAGCAUAAGAAGAAAAAGAAAGAGGAGCCGAAGAAAGCUGGCGUCGCCAAACCGGGGAAAAAGGAAUCCCAGAAAGACAGGAAGGUUCCCCUCCCCGCCGGCGGAGGAGAUGCGGGUCAGAAGCUGGCUCCUCGUGUGGGACAGAGUGAGGAGAGGAGAGUGGUCUUCCAGGAACGGCGCUACAACGAGAUGGAGACCCCUCUGGAGUACUCCAUCGAAAGGCCCCAGGAGCAGCUGGACCGCAGUGGAAGGGGGGGCCGUGGAGCCCAGCGAGGCCGGCCGGGGCGAGGGGGGGUGUACCCCCGGAAUACGGAUGCUGGUGAUCAGAGGCGGAAGAGGGAGUUUGACCGGCACAGUGGGAGUGUGAGAACGGGAGUCCGACCUGAAGAGAAGAGGGGGGGAAACGGCUCCCACAACUGGGGCUCCAUGAAGGACCAGCUGAGUGCUGUGGGAGAUGGGAGUCCACAUGAGGAAGGCGGCGACUCUGAGGAGGUGCAGGAGGCUGUGGAGGUGGAUGGAGAGCCCUGUGCCCCAGAGGGAGACGGAGAGGCUGUUGUGGAGGUUGCUGUGGAGAUGUCUCUGGACGAGUGGAAGGCAUUGCAGGAACAAAGUCGCCCAAAGACCGAGUUCAACCUGCGCAAAGCUGAUGCCAGUAUGCCGUCCAAAGCUGUGGUUAUCCAUCAGUCACGACACACAGAGGACAUGAGCGAUGGUCUCCAGGAGGAUGAGGAGGAUGGCCACUACUUCCGCCGACCAGCCAAUGACAUCACCUGCAAGGUGGAGAUCAACUUCGGCUGCCUGGAUCGGCCCAUGCGGGGGGGAAGGGGCCGAGGUGGGCGGGGCCGAGUUGGCCCCGCCUCCCACCUGGAGACCGCUCCCCAGCUACAUGCAGAAGCGAUUCUGGCGCCGAACCCUGACGACCCUGAGGACUUCCCCGCGCUGACGGCGGGCGGGCCCUGAGGGGGAGGGGCUACCUGAUUGGAUCGGCGGGGGGCUCACUG
Molecule: messenger RNA, 1130 nt
Organism: Megalops cyprinoides (Indo-Pacific tarpon)
Lineage: Eukaryota; Metazoa; Chordata; Actinopteri; Elopiformes; Megalopidae
Exons: 8
Coding region: 1-1089 (362 amino acids)
Biological process (GO): positive regulation of translational initiation; positive regulation of RNA splicing
Cellular component (GO): nucleus; cytoplasm
Molecular function (GO): RNA binding
Source: RefSeq, a predicted model, not a curated record